CGCAUUGGUCACGCAAGCCACGACCAAGCCACAGACACACACGGCAAUCUCCGAAGAAGCUUCCCCGGGUGAAGACGCACACCAGUCUCUGGUUGUCCGGUUCUCCAAAAAUCAGUUUUAGUUUGAUAACGUUUUUCGGCCGGUGAACGUCGCGUUGCCCAAUAACACGGAUAUAAAUAUAUAUAUAAUAGAUCGAUCUCGCCAUGAAAUCGAUGUGCUGUGUUAGUGCUGUGAUUACACUCCUGCCCCUUCUAUUGCUCAACUCGCCCACUGCCGCCCAGUUCAAUCAGCGCAGGCAAGUUCGCCAGAACUGCAUCACCCCAGAGAACUCCUACGGUAGUUGCGUGGCCCUUACCUAUUGUCCCCAGGUGGUGAACAUCUUCCAGACCGCCAACAGAGAUCUAGCGGAGCGAUAUUUGAUCGCCCUACAGCGCAGUUGUGGCACCCGCAACAUCAAUGGGGAUCCGGUGAUCUGCUGCACACAGCCCCGAUAUAACCAGGCCACAGAGCGGCCUCGGAAUCCCUUCUUCCCAACAGAGACAUCGUUCAUUGGUCCUCAGCCGCCGCCUGAAGUUCCCGAUAAUCCCUUCCUGUUUUCCACACCGAGGACUACGACUACGACUGCGACGACUACCAUUAUAGCUCCCGUUCCGGUUACCACAGCGGCACCCUUGGUGGAACUAAGGGGUCCAUCGUGCCGUGGACCAGACACCAAGCCCGGAAACUGUGUGGAACUCAAGGAAUGUACAUCACUGAUUAAUGAACUCCGGGUGAAGCAAAGAGACGAAACCUUCGCUAACUUCCUAAGAGCCUCAAGAUUGAUUUGUGGCAACCAGGGAACCCAGGUGUGCUGCCCCAAUGGACAGACAGUUGCCGCUCAGGUUUCUGUUAUCCCCAAGAAUACGGACGAAAUACCUCGUCGGCUGCUCAAUGUGGAGGAAGGAUGCGGCUAUACAUUCGGGUAUUUCAAGAAGAUUGUAGGCGGUGAAGUGAGCCGCAAGGGGGCUUGGCCUUGGAUCGCACUGCUGGGAUAUGAUGAUCCCUCUGGAUCGCCAUUUAAGUGCGGUGGAACCCUGAUUACCGCCAGACACGUGAUCACAGCGGCCCACUGCAUCCUUGAUGCCUUGCAAUUCGUUCGUUUGGGAGAACAUGAUCUGUCCACGGAUACGGAGGCUGCUCAUGUGGACAUAAAUAUUGAAAAAACCGUUGUUCAUCCGGAAUACAAUAGGAAGAAUGGACGCAGUGACUUGGCCAUACUUUACUUGGUGCGGAAUGUGCAUUUCACCGAUAAGAUCUCCCCCAUCUGCAUGCCACAUACGGCCAGCUUACGCGGUAAAUCUUACGUGGGGUACAUGCCCUUCGUCGCCGGAUGGGGAAAGACUAUGGAGGGCGGUCAGUCCGCCCAAGUUCUAAACGAACUCCAAAUCCCUGUCUUCGAGAACGAGGUAUGCCGGGAGAGUUAUGCGAGAGAGAAACGAUACUUCUCUGCCAAUCAGUUCGAUAGUGCCACUCUGUGUGCCGGAGUUCUGUCCGGUGGUAAGGAUACAUGCCAGGGCGACUCCGGCGGUCCACUGAUGGUACCAGAACAGUACCAGAAUCAACUGAGAUUCUAUCUGAUCGGUGUGGUGUCCUACGGCAUUGGUUGUGCCAGACCCAAUGUGCCCGGAGUUUACACCAGCACGCAGUACUUCAUGGACUGGAUUAUAGAACAGCUGCAGAAUACACCUUGAGUUGCCAUGCCACAUGUUAUACCUAGCAUUAGGUUACUUAAAGUAACCCAACAUUCAGAAUAAAAUGAUUUAACUUAUAUGAAAACUAUUUUAAAUUUGUAAUUUUCAUUAAGAAAUCCAGAAACAGAUUAUAGGUUUCAUUAAGUUAGCUUUAUCUCUUUAUAAUCAAUAAAUAAAGAUAUUUGUUGUAUAUUCUA
Messenger RNA from Drosophila eugracilis, 1927 nucleotides. RefSeq names its product venom serine protease Bi-VSP. The record is from RefSeq and is a predicted model, not a curated record. The coding region runs from base 204 to 1730 and encodes 508 amino acids. The transcript is spliced from 6 exons. Gene Ontology annotation, molecular function: serine-type endopeptidase activity. Gene Ontology annotation, biological process: proteolysis. NCBI's taxonomy places the organism in Eukaryota, Metazoa, Arthropoda, Insecta, Diptera, Drosophilidae.